Messenger RNA from Mesocricetus auratus (golden hamster), 1054 nucleotides. It is a transcript of the gene Tas2r3, whose product is annotated as taste 2 receptor member 3. The transcript has a single exon. Gene Ontology annotation, molecular function: G protein-coupled receptor activity; bitter taste receptor activity. Gene Ontology annotation, biological process: sensory perception of taste; detection of chemical stimulus involved in sensory perception of bitter taste; G protein-coupled receptor signaling pathway. Bases 104 to 1054 code for a protein of 316 amino acids. Gene Ontology annotation, cellular component: membrane. Lineage: Eukaryota; Metazoa; Chordata; Mammalia; Rodentia; Cricetidae. The record is from RefSeq and is a predicted model, not a curated record.
GGCGGUAGAGCUCAGGGAAAAAACCAAACCAAACCAAACCCACCUUGAAAUUGGCAAGGGAUGAGACCCACGAACAGGAGCAGGAGCAGGUUGGGAUUCUGACAUGUUGGGAUUCACUGAAGAGGUAUUCCUGGUCCUGAUUGUCAUUGAGUUUAUCCUCGGAAAUCUGGUGAAUAGUUUCAUUGGGUUGGUCAAUGGCAGCCACUGGUUCAAGAGCAAGAAAAUGUCUUUGUCUGACUUCAUCAUCACCGUCUUGGCUCUCUUCAGGAUCUUUCUGCUGUGGAUCAUCUUUAUUGAUGGCCUUAUAAUAGUGUUCUCUUACCACACCCAUGACUCAGGGAUAACAAUGCAGCUUAUUGAUGCUUUGUGGACAUUCACAAACCACUUCAGUAUUUGGCUUAUCUCCUGUCUUGGUGUUUUCUACUGCCUGAAAAUAGCCAGUUUCUCCCACCCCACAUUCCUCUGGCUCAAAUGGAGAGCUUCCAGAGUGGUUGUUGGGAUGCUGUGGGGUGCACUGCUCUUAUCCUGUAUCUGUACCGUAUCUCUGAUGAAUGAAUUUCAGAUCUAUUCUGUCCUCAGUGGAAGCAGAGGCACAUCAAAUGUGACCGAAUACUUCAGAUUGAAGACAAGGGAAUACAAUCUGAUGCAUGUUCUCGGAAAUCUGUGGAAGCUUCCUCCCUUAAUUGUUUCCCUGGCUGCCUACUUUCUGCUCCUCCUUUCUCUGGGGAAGCACACACAGCAGAUGCAGCAAUACAGUAUUAGCUCCAGAGAUCAGAGUACUGAGGCCCACAGAAGAGCCAUGAGAAUCAUCUUCUCCUUCCUCUUCCUCUUCCUCAUCUAUUUUCUCUGCUUUCUAGUUUUGUCAUUCAGCCGUUUCCUACCAGCAACUAAGAUUGCCAGGAUAAUUGGUGUAGUAAUUGCCAUGUCUUACUUUGCUGGGGACUCAUUCAUUCUCAUUCUGUGCAACAACAAGCUGAAGCGGACAUUUGUGUCAAUGCUUCCACAUGAGUGUGGUCACCUGAAGCCUGGAUCUAAGGGUCCCUUUGCUCCAUAG